AUGGCAUAUACCCAGAGGUGGCCUAUUUUUUUGAAGACGAUCAACCGCCCAAUUGGUGAGAGGAGAGUCUUGUUUGCGGCAAAGCAGGAGUCCGCGCGGAAGGAUGUGGAGCGGGCUUUUGGGGUGCUCCAAUCGCGGUGGGCAAUCGUGAAAGGUCCGGCGCGUUUCUGGUACAAGGAAGUCAUCGCCGACGUCAUGUAUGCGUGCAUCAUCAUGCAUAACAUGAUAGUCGAACAAGAACGUGGACAUGUCACCGAUUGGGUGGAUGAUGAAGCCGGAUCUAGCUCCAGCACGGCGACCUCGUCUGUCACUCGAGGAUUACCGACGUGGCUUCGAUGCGCAACCAACAAGACCAUCACGGCGGCUCAUGACCGACAUGAUUGA
Molecule: messenger RNA, 384 nt
Organism: Salvia hispanica
Lineage: Eukaryota; Viridiplantae; Streptophyta; Magnoliopsida; Lamiales; Lamiaceae
Source: RefSeq, a predicted model, not a curated record